Messenger RNA from Oryza sativa Japonica Group (Japanese rice), 1443 nucleotides. Lineage: Eukaryota; Viridiplantae; Streptophyta; Magnoliopsida; Poales; Poaceae. The record is from RefSeq and is a predicted model, not a curated record.
AUGUCAGAUAGUAGGGACCCUGUGUGGGAGCACGGGGAGAAUAUCCCACCUGGAUGGCGCUGUAAGUAUUGCCAUACAAAGAGAGGCGGUGGUGGGGCAACAAGACUAAAGCAACACUUGGCUGCAAGAGGGAAGGGGGUUACAUAUUGCAAUUCAGUGCCUCCGGAUGUCCGUGAGUUCUUCUGCCGUGAGUUGGACAGGAUAAAAGAUGCAGGUGACCAGCGUAAGAGUGAUAGCGGAAGAAGGGUUGAAGCAGCAAGGGUCAACUAUUAUGACCUAACAGGUGAUGCCGACGAGGAGGAACAAAUGGAAGCAGCCAUUGCAGCCUCACGACAAGACGAAAACUUUAGGAGGGAUGUUGAGGAGCGUGGUGGCACUUAUGAGCAUGGCGGUGGGAGUGGAUCCGCUCAGCCGGAGGCACGGAAAGGUAGAAGUAACCCAAUUACCAAUAUGCUACGAAGGGCUACGUCUCAUAGGGAGUCACAUGCUGUGAGAGAUUACAACCUAGCAUCUGCCAAGGCCCCUGUGCAGCCACGCAUUGACACAGGAUUCUUCACAAAGAAGGGGAAGCAAGCUAGGCAAGCCAUUGGUGAGUCAUGGGCAAGGUUCUUCUUUACCGCCGGCAUUCCUGGUAGAAACGCCGAUAAUCCAUACUUUGUGAGCGCCGUUCGGGAGACACAAAAGUGGGGUGAAAGUGUACCUUCUCCAACUGGUAACGAGAUAGAUGGAAAAUAUCUUGAUUCUACAGAGAAGGAUGUGAAGAAGCAAUUUGAUAGGUUCAAGAAGGAUUGGGAUGAGUACGGUGUUACUAUAAUGUGUGAUUCUUGGACAGGUCCGACGAGUAUGUCGGUCAUCAAUUUUCUGAUAUACUGCAAUGGAAUAAUGUUUUUCCACAAGUCCAUUGAUGCGACCGGGCAAAGCCAGGAUGCUAACUUUGUGCUGAAGGAGAUAAGGAAGGUGGUACGCGAAAUAGGCUCGGAGCAUGUUGUUCAAAUUAUCACUGACAAUGGCUCUAACUACAAGAAGGCGUGCAAACUACUACGGGACAAGUUUGAAGCAUACAUGGAGAUCGUGAACAGAAGGAUGCACGACCUAACCAAUGAGACUCUCAUCAAUGCCGCUGCCGCAUUGAACCCUAGGACGCACUACGCGUAUUCUCUAAGUGCUACUGUCUUCCAAGACCUCCGACAGGCAUUCGAGUGGAUGACGGAUAUCGAUACGGCUGCCGCCGCUUUGCUGGAGGUUGAGAUGUACCGACGUAAGACGGGUGAAUUUGGGAGGGCACUAGCAAGAAGGAUGGCCAUAGAUGGGAAAACUUCACCUGCACAAUGGUGGUCUAUGUUCGCCUCAGACACGCCGAAUUUGAAGAAGCUUGCGUUGCGUUUGAUGAAGAUUCAGCUGAGAGUGACGCUCCCCUGCCUAGUCAACUUGUGUCUGACCUAG